CAUUGUAGCAUUACGUACCACGGUCGUUGCUGUGAGCGUGGUUGGUUUGCGCCGGCCGGCUAAUAACGGCGUGGGUUGGGCGUGGAAAGAAAGGCUGACAAUAUUUUGAAGUCAGUUUUAAGACUUGCAGGUUCCGCGAUGACGUCAUCGGGCCUCGCGGAUGUGCCACCCGUGGAAAUCGACCCCAGUGGCAGGUUCAAGUAUGUGCUGGCCAAGGUGUACACUUCCGAGAACGCCGGUGACGACGACUUUCAGUAUUUUGUGCGCGGCUUUCAGUGGGGCGCCUUCCACGCGGACAUAUUUGAGAAGCUGGAGGCGCAGAUCGCGGGCCUGGGCCUGAGCUGCGAGUGUGUGGGCGGCGGCCGGAUCGUCCACCAGCCGGACCAGCGGAAGCUCGAGGUGUUCGGCUACUCGCAGGGGUACGGCCGGGCGGACCACGCCAUCACCGCGGGCCUGUUGAGGAAAAAGUAUCCGGGAUACGAGGUCACCACCUCUGAUGAAGGAUAUUAAGUAGGCUUCGUGUGUGGACGUGGAGGUGGACAUGGAUCCUGGCACCCAGAGGGCGCCAAAUGGGCGUUGGGCCCAGUUGUUCUCUUCCAUUAUCCAUGCUUAUUGUGUGAUCUUUGCCAGCUUAAUCGUGCUCUUCCAUUAUUGAGACGCAGCUUUUGUCAAGAGCACAUGACUAUGUUAGCGUGUUGGUAACGCUCCCUGCGCUAAAAGGAUUUAGGCAUCGUUGAACUACGCUCUUGUUGGGAUUUUGUUGGAAGGGAGGUAUUUCUGGCUCCUGAUGUGAUAUGCCGCCCACCUAAUCUCUUACCUUUAAAACGGCGUGAAAUGGAGAACGUGUCGCGGAAUGUUUCCACAUCUUGUCCUCACUCCACGCGUGUUUCAUCACGCGGUAUCCGUCGUUUCAAGUUGACAUGAACGAGCUCCUGCGGAAUGUCCGGCAAUGUGAGCCCGAAUACAUACUUGUUGAAAGAG
Pollicipes pollicipes is the source of this 981-nucleotide messenger RNA. Its product is annotated as 14 kDa phosphohistidine phosphatase-like. Gene Ontology annotation, molecular function: protein histidine phosphatase activity. Gene Ontology annotation, cellular component: cytosol. Gene Ontology annotation, biological process: peptidyl-histidine dephosphorylation. The record is from RefSeq and is a predicted model, not a curated record. NCBI's taxonomy places the organism in Eukaryota, Metazoa, Arthropoda, Thecostraca, Pollicipedomorpha, Pollicipedidae.